Molecule: messenger RNA, 1001 nt
Organism: Soboliphyme baturini
Lineage: Eukaryota; Metazoa; Nematoda; Enoplea; Dioctophymatida; Soboliphymatidae
Source: the annotation of a GenBank genome assembly
AUGAGUGCAGCCGAUUCGCCAAGCCGUCACGUCACCGUCGUCGACGUUUAUGACUUGGCGUCUAUGAUUGGAAAGGAUUUUGAGCGAUUGAUGGAUCUAUGUGGCAUCGACAGUGUCGCCGAGCUUAUGCCUAAGGUUAUCUCCGCUCUCGAAUUGCUCGAGGCGUUUGCAAUAAGAAACGAACGAGAAAACCACGAAAUUCUGGUACUAAGAAACACGGUCGACCGCCUGGAAGCUGAUAAGCGACAGAAAAAAAUGGGAAAGCAAAAAUUUGAAGAGGAACUAGAGCAAGUUGAGGAACAUUAUAAAAACGAAAUCAACCAAGCUUGGGAAACCAUCCAGAAAUUGCAGGAAGAAAAUCGACGGCUCUCAACCUCUUUGGCUGCGCAUGAAGAUUCUCCUACUGAAAAAAUAUUUAGCGAAGAUCCAAAGGUAUUGUUUGAUCUUCGUGAAUCAGUCCAGCGUAGCCGCAAAGCAGCGCUGCUCCUUCAAAGGAGCUUGGAAGAAAAGGACGAUGAAAUCGACGAGCUUCAUCAAGAAAUCGAGAACCUGCAGCACAUAAGGAAAGAAUUAUUGCGGAAGUACAAUGCCCUGCAAAACCAGGGGCGUAUUCUGGUGGAGGAAAAAGUGGAACUAAUAUCGCAGCUGCAAAACGCAGAAAAAGAAAAGACCUUUUUGCAGCAGAAGCUGGACGAAAAGGAGCAAUCUGAAAAGGAUAUGGAAGAGAAGGACGACCUAAAGACAAUCGACGACGAAAAUGUUCCCCGUUUUACAUUGGCCGAACUGAGAGAAGUGCUCUUGGAGAAAAACCAGUUGAAGGCUCGGGUACUUGAACUUGAGGAGGAGUUGCAACAGCUUCGUCCACCUCCUCCAUCGGCGAUUCCGGAGGAAAAUGAAAGUGAAGAGCUAGUGGUUUAUGGGCCGAUAAACAAAGAACCGGAAGAAAAGCUGUAUCCCUGGAAGUACUCCAGAAAAGACUCUGGUAUUAAACGAUUGUAAGU